This is a messenger RNA of Myxocyprinus asiaticus (Chinese sucker), 3364 nucleotides long. Its product is annotated as Na(+)/H(+) exchange regulatory cofactor NHE-RF4-like. The record is from RefSeq and is a predicted model, not a curated record. The coding region runs from base 1 to 1575 and encodes 524 amino acids. The transcript is spliced from 11 exons. Gene Ontology annotation, biological process: protein localization to plasma membrane. Lineage: Eukaryota; Metazoa; Chordata; Actinopteri; Cypriniformes; Catostomidae. Gene Ontology annotation, molecular function: protein-membrane adaptor activity; protein binding. Gene Ontology annotation, cellular component: apical plasma membrane.
AUGACAGAGAGUACACCUACCAUCUUUGAGAGUGCUGCAUGUGUGAGCGCAGAGACCAUAGUUCCAUUGAUCCAGAUCAAACCAUUGGAUGCUACAGAGUUACCAAAGAAAUUCACCUUCAACCCAAAAGAAGGCAUUGACAACCCAGCCUUAGUGAUCUCAGAUGACACAGAGCCUGAAGUGCGUCCGCGGUUGUGUAUUCUGAGGCGGGAGGAGGGUCAGGGCUUUGGCUUCUACCUGAGCAGGGACACUGGCUGCAGGGGACAUGUGGUGCGCCGGGUGGAGCCUUGGAGCAGUGCAGAGCGCAGCGGGCUGGGGGAGGGAGACCGUGUGCUGGAGGUCAAUGAGGACUUUGUGGAUGACAAGGACCACUUGACUGUGCUGCUGAAGGUGCAGGCGUCUGGGCUGCAGCUGUAUCUGUUAGUGCUGAGUGCUCAGGAUUAUGAGUUUGCAGUAUCAGAUAGAAGAGACCUCAUGUUGCUUGCUAGGACUCACUGUGGAGAGGGCUGUUCUCGCCCACGCUUGUGUCACAUUAAAAAAGAGCCUGACCAUGGCUUGGGCCUCAGCAUCAUCCCUAUUGAAGGUGAGCGAGGACAUUAUCGUCUUAACCCAGUGAUUCAAGGUCCAGCUGAAAGAGCAGGGAUCCAGAAUGGAGACAGACUGAUCUGGAUCAAUGGAACUAUGGUCUCUGCGCUCACACAUGCAGCACUCUCAAAGAUGGUGAAGAAAUGUGAAGACCAUGUGACUGUCUUGGUAAUUGACAGAAGGGGUAAAGAGAGCUAUACUCGAAGGAGAUUACCCAUAAUUCCUGCUUUUGCCAAAACUCAUAAUCUUCCAUACAGACCAAAAACACUGCUCCUAACCCAGGGACCGCAGGGCUAUGGGUUCCUGUUAAGGCAAGAGAAGUUAUCAUCUGGCCGUAUUGCUCACAUGCUUCGAGAGAUCGACCCCUGCAGCCCAGCUGAGACUGCAGGAAUGGAGGAUGGAGAGCUUGUGCUAGCUGUAAAUGGUGAGCAGGUGGAAGAUGCAGAGCAUGAGGACAUUGUCAGCAAAAUACGGCAAAGCGGCCAGCAGGUCACCCUAACCACCAUCUCCAUCGCUGGCAGAGACUACUACACACAGCUGAACAUUUCUCCAUUGCUGUUCUAUGAAGACCAUAUUCCAAAAAGGGAACGGUUCCCUUCACCUUCUCAUGCACAUGAAGAGGCACACAGUACUUCGCCAUGUCCUCGACUUUGUGUACUUCACAAGGAGGGCACAGGAUUUGGCUUCAACUUAGGCUGUGUUCAGAAUAUGCCUGGGGCCUAUAUUGGCCAGGUGUCGACUGGGAGCACUGGAGAGAGAGCUGGGUUGUGUGAGGGGGAUGUAGUUGUAGAAGUGAAUGGGCAGAACGUAGAGGAAGAGUAUUUUGAUGAAGUAGUGAGGCUGAUCAAAAAGGGAGGGACUACUCUGAGACUUCUUGUCAUGGAGAGACCAGGGUAUGAGAAUUUGAGAAAGACUGGACAGCCUAUAAAUUCAGGACUCACUAUUCACAGUAAUAAGGUUCCAGACAUUUCACAAGACAAUUUCGUAUGAGACAGUAUGAACUUGUAAACAGCCAUUAUGUAAACUACGAAAGAUACAAUUAGUGUAAAAUUAUAAUUCUGCUUAAAGCAAAAGUUCACCCAAAAAUGUAAAUUCUCUCAUCAUUUACUCACCCUCAUGCCAUCCCAGAUGUAUAUGACUUUCUUUCUUCUGCAGAAUACAAAUGAAGAUUUUUUUGAAGAAAAUCUCAGUUCUGCAGGUCCUCACAAUGCAAGUGAAUGGUGACCAAAACUUUAAAGCUCCAAAAUGCACAUAAAGGCAUCUUAAAAGUAAUUUAUACGACUACAGUGGUUAAUUCAUGUCUUCUGAAGCGAUAUGAUUAGUGUGGGUGAGAAACAGAUCAAUAUUUGAGUCAUUUAUUACUGUAAAUCAACAAUUUUACUUCCACAUUCUUUUGUUUUUUGGCAAUUCACAUUCUUCAUGCAUAUUGCCACUCAUUGGUCGGCCUGGUUAAAGGUGGAGAUUUAUAGUAAAAAAAAGGACUUAGAGAAUGUUCCGGGUUCAAUACAAGUCAAGCUCAAUUGACAGCAUUUGUGGCAUAAAGUUGAUUGCUACAUAGAUGUAUUUAAAAAAAAAAGAAGAGGCAAAAAACUUGGUUCCAGUGAGGCACUUACAAUGGAAGUGAAUGUGGCCAAUUUUUGAACAUGAAAAUACCCACUUUUUCAAAAGUAUAGCCAAAAGACAUAAACAAUAUGCAUGUAAACAUGAUUUUAUUGUAAUAAAAUCACUUACUAAUCUUUUCUGUGUAAAGUUAUAGCCAAUUUUACAACUUCGUUACCAUGACAAUGUAAUGUCAACUAACCCUAAAAUGACUGUAAAAAUAACUAUUUAAACAACUUUACAGCUCAAAUAAUAAGUUUAACAAGAAUUAAUGCAAGUGCUUUUAUAAAAUUAAAAGUUUCACAUUUCUGUUUAAACCCUCCAAAAAUGGGCCUCAUUCACUUCUAUUGUAAGUACCUCAAUGUAACCUCGAUUUUAUUUUAUUUUUUUAAAGAAAAGGACGGACGAGUAGAAAUACAUUUUUGUGGUAAUCAACAUUAUGCCAGAAAUGCUGUCAAUUGAGCUUAACACUAUAACGCCGUUUGUAUCAAAUAUGACACAUAAAGUUUGACGGCUCCUGUCUCUCUGUUCAAGCUGAAAAGCCAAAAAACUUAUGGUAUGUAAGUUUCACAUGUUAAUGGCACCAUCUAGUGGUUAUUUGUGAAAAAAAGUGGUUUCAAUGUUUAUAUCGAUCUAUUUAAUAUGGCAACGGACUUCUGGAAAAACAUUAUUCUUAUGAUGGGAUAAAUGACAGUAAUGGUUAUAUUGUUACUGAUAUUUUAGAAUGAGCAUUUGCUGAAUAUAAGCAACUUGUGCUUGGAUAACAUUUUGUAUAUUAUUUUACUGAAAAAGCAUGUUGAAAUUACACGUAUCAAAUAUGAUACAAUAGGCUUUUGAGGUAUAUCUCUCAAUCACCAUUACAUUACAUUCAUGGCCACUAUAAAAAAUAAAUAAAUAAAUAAAACAUCUAUAGAGCUUUGAAAAUUCUGACAUAUACUUUUUAUAAGAUAUUUUUAAAGUGUGAACUAAUAUUUCUGUGUAUUUUUUUAUAUGCGGCCUGCUCUGUCAUUAUAAAGAUCUCAUUAUUUUACCUUUCAAGCUAUUAUGAUGUCAUCUUACCAUAAGUUCCUGAGACCCAUAGAAAAAUGUUUUCCAAUUUCCAAUUUCCAAUAUAAAAGCAUAUUCAAAUCUUGAGUUCAUAUUAUUUGUUGACAUCUCACCCUGCACAAUUAUAUGUAAA